GACCCCGACGUUGUUGGGGCAGUGUGGCCUUCGGUCAUCCGAAAUCCGCCGAGGCCGCGACGUUGUUGGGGCAGUGUGGCCUUCCGUCAUCCGAAAUCCGCCGUUGCUAGUGCGGCGAAGAGGGGCUGGGGGACGUCGGGGCGGGGUUUGCAGCGGAACUCUGCCGGAGUGAGGCGAGGAGAUCACCUGGGACUCGGCUCCCCGCCCAAACACUAGGGAUCGCGGGCCUGCCCACCUUGUACCUCCUUCACGGCCCAAGGGCCGGCUGCAGUAAGAGAACGUAAAAGGAAGAUAAAUUUCUUUUCUAUAGAAUGAUUGAGCCUUUGAUAAGGAGAGCCUGUGAAGAAAGCGGUAUUUCCCUGAGGCCUGUAUCCUGCCUUGAUUGACUUUUCUUGAAGUAUUAUAAAUCAGGAUGUCUGCACAGUCCGUGGAAGAAGAUUCAAUACUUAUAAUCCCAACUCCAGAUGAAGAGGAAAAAAUACUGAGAGUGAAGUUGGAGGAGGAUCCUGAUGGUGAAGAGGGAUCGAGCAUCCCCUGGAACCAUCUUCCUGAUCCAGAGGUUUUCAGACAGCGAUUCAGGCAGUUUGGAUACCAGGAUUCACCUGGGCCCCGUGAAGCUGUGAGCCAGCUUCGAGAACUUUGCCGUCUAUGGCUCAGGCCAGAGACACACACAAAAGAACAAAUCUUGGAGCUGGUAGUGCUGGAGCAGUUUGUUGCCAUCCUGCCCAAGGAACUGCAGACCUGGGUUCGAGAGCAUCAUCCGGAGAACGGAGAGGAGGCAGUGACAGUGCUGGAGGAUUUAGAGAGUGAGCUAGAUGACCCUGGACAGCCGGUUUCUCUCCGUCGACGAAAACGGGAAGUUCUAGUAGAGGAGAUAGUAUCUCAAGAAGAAGCUCAGGGAUUACCAAAUUCUGAGCUGGAUGCUGUGGAGAACCAGCUCAAGUGGGCAUCCUGGGAGCUCCAUUCCUUAAGGCACUGUGAUGAUGAUGGUAGGACUGAAAAUGGAGCUCUAGCUCCAAAGCAGGAGAUUCCUUCAGCGGUAGAAUCUCACGAAGUUCCGGGCACUCUCAAUAUAGGUGUUCCUCAGAUUUUUAAGUAUGGAGAAGCCUGUUUCCCCAAGGGCAGAUUUGAAAGAAAAAGAAACCCCUCUCGAAAGAAACAACAUAUAUGUGAUGAAUGUGGAAAACACUUCAGUCAGGGCUCGGCCCUCAUUCUCCAUCAAAGAAUCCACAGCGGGGAGAAACCCUACGGAUGUGUUGAAUGUGGGAAAGCGUUCAGCAGAAGUUCUAUCCUCGUGCAGCACCAGAGAGUCCAUACUGGAGAGAAACCCUACAAAUGUCUUGAAUGUGGAAAAGCCUUUAGCCAGAAUUCUGGGCUGAUUAAUCAUCAGAGAAUCCAUACUGGGGAGAAACCUUAUGAAUGCGUUCAGUGUGGGAAAUCUUACAGUCAGAGCUCAAAUCUUUUUAGACAUCAGCGAAGACACAAUGCAGAAAAACUUCUGAAUGUUGUGAAAGUUUAAGAAAUUACAAAAAAAAAUCAGCACUCAGGUCUUUUUCUUCAGAAAUGAAGACAAAAUUAAAAACAUGAAAUGAUACAUAAUAGUUUUAUUUCCCUAUAUAGACGGUUAGAAAAUCCACUGGGAAAUGUAGAAAAUCUUCACCCACCAUUAUUUUAUUUUACCGUGAAAGAAAUGAUAUCAUACCUGCCUAGAAACUGAAAUUUUAAACUUAAUUCAGGUGUUAAUGCCUAAAUCUUCCAUGUGAUGUUUAUAUUCUUAUUAUUUUUCCAAAUAAUGAACUACCUGAUUCUUUGUCCCUUAAAAGUUUCUUUUUUAGACAGACAUUGUUUCUGUGUUGAUCAUUGAAAUGUCUUUGCAAGGAUACAUUCCCUUCUACAUUAAAAGGCAACGUAGGAAUUAUAAAAUCUGAAAACCUAAACCCUUUUUUAAAAAUGUACCCUUCUGCUUCCUUUUACCUAACUUGGAUAUGCAUUCAGAAAAUAGAAGAUAAAGGAUGACCAAAAGCCUCAAAGUAAAAUGAGCCUUAAAACUCAGAUGAGAAGUGAUGGUGAUAAAACAUCAAAAGUGAAUGGGACACCUAGAUUGGGGAAGAUAAAACAAAUAUCAUGAUCCAGGAAUUGAAGUAUAUCAAGAAUUUAUCUCCAUUUAAUUAUCUGCCUGCAGGAAAACUCAAAAUACACUUACCUUGUCUGUAAUUUGAAGGCAUCCUGCUAAUGAGAAUGUUCUGUGUUAUCGGUAGAAAGUGGACAGUGAACAAUAAGCAGUUGUAAACUACAAGAGUAGAAAUCUUAACACUAGGGAGGAAUUUGUAGUGAACAGCAGUGUUGAAGGGCAAAUGUAAACGGAAGGGUAAUGGUCUGUCUUGGCUUUUAGAAAACAAAAGAGACUUGAAGAUCUAAUUUAUUUUGCCUUUCUUUUGGUGAAGGACAGAAAUGUCCAUGACAGGUGGGCAAGAAGUAUCAGGUUGGCUGUUUUAUUCCUUUGGUACAAAAGGGUUGCACAGCAGGCUAACAGAGCAGCCAUGCAUUUAUUAUUAAACAUUUUCUACCGACGAGGCACUGUGCUAGAUACUGUAACCCUACCAUGGGUAGGUAGAUGUUUCUUCCACUGUAAAUCAUCGGGGGUUUGGUCUAAAGCUGUUUCAUGUGAGUGAGCUGUUUCCCUCCAUCGGAGCAGUCCUGGGGGAGGUCACCUCUGAGAUUCCCGGAGCCAUAGUCCUCCUACCAGGGUGUUGUCUUUGGGGGAAAGGAAGACUCAGCUCAGAGAGCUGGCCAGCUCUCCAGCAAUCAGAGGUGAGUCCAAGAUACUCCAUCAUGGUUUGGAGGUUUGUGGGUCUUUUAAAAAAACUAAUCAAUCUCUAGUAGCAUUGAGGUUGUACUUACAUGUUAAGUUGAAUGGAUUGUUCUAUUUAAAAAAUAAUAGGUUAUUAACAACUAGUUUAUUAACUAUCAGAAUUGAUUGAACUAUUUUUUUUUUAAUUUUAAGUCUUAACACAUUUUAAAAAAUGUAUAAAAGUAAUACAUUGUAGUAGUAGGCUUAUAUACUCUUUGGCUGAGAAUCCCAAGUACUGUGGUUUUACUGUUUAGUGGAAAACUCUGGAAGUUAAAAUAUAGAAUAUGAGAAAAGGCUUUUUUAUAGUGGGCAUUAAUUGUGUGGAAAAUGACCCAUGUGAAUAAAAAGAUUUCAUAGUUCCAGAGAUUUUGGUUACAUCUGGUGCUUGGAUCAAAUUUAAAAAAUGGAAGGUGAGAUUUGCAUGAGCCUGUUAAAAAGCAUAGUAAUAAAUGCAAGGCCAGCUGGUGGAAAAGUGAGGCAGAAUGGAGCUUGUUUAUAGAUUUUCUGAUAACAAUUAAUUAUAAGAAAUGUGCUUUAUAGAUUAAGAUUUAUUGAAGUAUAAAUAUGUAGUAAUGAUAUAAUGUAUUUUAAGUUAUACAAGAAAAUGUAGGGACUUUUGUUUGGGUCUUUUUCUCUUUGUGGCUGAGAGGAAACAAGUCAAUGUCCAAUAAAGCUAUAAACUCCUCCGCUCUAAGAUAAAAUGAUCUUGAGUUGAUUUAUUUAUUUAUAACUGGCUUCUUUCCAAGUAGGUUUUGAGGUGGCAUAUUUUUAAUACUUCUGCUGAGAUGACAGAAUUCUUGUAUCAGAGUAGGUAAGAAGGGAGCAUCCUCUCAGUGGCUAGAAUUUCACCCUGUUUUUUAGAUCUUACCUCUUUUGCAUAUAUAAAGAAACUUCCCUGUCGUACAUUUGUCAUAAAUGCCAAAGAUGUUUGGUAUAACGUCAGAGCUUAGAAAAAGCAGUGUUAGACUUGGCAAAUACAAGUUUGUCUUGCCAGCUCUGAUCCCUGUGUGUUGUUUAGAAAGGAUUCUGAGGCGAAGGCAAGGCUCUGUGGGGAAAAUGGGCUGGACCCCAAAAGACUGGAUUAGGGUGUAAGGGAAAAGGAAGCAGCAGUCUGUGUACUCGUCAUCUUCUGUUAGUCCACGUCCCCACUAGACAACUUGAUUUAAGAUGGCUAUUCAGUGAUUCAUUAUUUCGGAUAUUAAUGUAUACCCACACAGAUAAUCCUGGUUAGCAAUUCUGGGGGCUGGCCAGCCUCUGAUGAAGUGACCUGGCAGUCGCCAAGCAGCGCCAUCUGUUUGGUUCUUAAAAGAGCAGUCAUUGUUAACGGCACGCAGGCCGCUGAUAACUGCCCAAUGGCUACUGAGCAUUUGCUCAUUAUUGCUGAAUUUCCUGCUGGUUUUCUUGGAGGUUAAACUCCCCACAUCCACACCCAGUUGGUAUUCACUCGAUCAUUGAACGGUAUGUUUAUCACGUUGAUGUGAAUUGAAGGGAGGGUUGUGUGGAAAGAAUCUGCACUCCAGGCAUUGGGUCAGUCGCUAUGCCUCUCUCACUUAGAUUUGUAGUCAAGGAAAGGGAGAUUCAUAGAUUGUGUGACUUGCAUGUGGCCAAUUAGAGUUAAAACUCAAAUGUAGUUCUGUGAACUUACAGGAAUAUAUAUUUUUUCACAGUGUAGUGAGUGAUGGCUGUUAAACCUUGAUUGAUAAAUCUGCUUUUUUAUGGUUAACAAAUUUGGAAGCUUAUUAAUAAACAUAUUCAUUUGCAUUUUCUACAGUACAGAAAUGUUAAAUGAAAAAGGACAUUCCUUUUCACAGUCUACUCAGAAGGAAUAAUUACUUGGUUUGCUAUUCUUCCGGACUUAGGCAUAUUUAAGCAUAUUUAAGCAAACGUGUUGAUAGUUGACACUUGUGGUUGCUGUGUGCGGGCACUGUUGGAAGCGCUUUACCAUGGAUUAACUCUUAGCCCUCACAGCAGCCGUAUGAGGUAGGUGCCUAUCCCCAUUCUUACACGUACUGCACUGAAACUUGCCUCCCCUCCCACUAGGAUGUAGACCUGCUUUUUUAUGGCUACAUACGUUCCUCUGCAUGAAUAUACUGGAAUUUGUUUAACCAACCCCUUCCUGAUGGAAAAUAAGUUCUUUCCAAUUUUUUAAUUAUGGCUAAAGGCAUAGUUAUUAACAUUCUUACCCAUGUAUUUUGCUGCCUGUGUGGAUAUUUCUGUAGGAUAAAUAGUUAGAAAUAGAUUUCUUGGGUCAGAGAAUGUGCACGUCUAACAUUUUGGGAAAUACCACCAAAAAGAUGGUACCAAUUUACAACUCCAUCAGCUGAGUGCCUGUUUGCCUAUACUUCCACCCACCCCGAAUCCUUAAAUACUUUUAGCAUUCUGGUGGGCAGAAUUUUUCUUUUUGUUAAUAAGGGGGAGCAUCUUUUUAUGUUUAUUGGCCAUUUGCAUUUCCCAUUGUGAACUGCCUUUGCCCAUUUUUCUUUUUUUAGUUAAUAAAUGACUACCAUCUCAUUUUAUAAAACUUAAAUGAUACACAACUAGAAGAGCAAAGAGAGACCCUUUUUUUCCAGUGCUUCCAGUCUCAUUCCACUGUCUAGUUUCAUAUACCUCCAUCUAGUUCCCUUUCCAUACAUUUCCAUAUGAGUAUACAUACACAUAUAAAUGCUAUUUUUACAUAAAUAAGAUCAUGUAUAUGAUUUUUCUGCAGCUUGCCUUUUUUUUUUUUUUUUUUUUUGCGGGGGGGCAGGUGUGUCAGAAACAAAUCCUUAGGUCUUUAAAUUUCUUUAAUGGUUGAUUUGAAUAGGAUCCAGUACUAUGAAAAUCCCGUUAUUUAACUAUUCCCUUAUUUUGUCUCUUGCUAUUACACUGCCAAAGUAAACAUCUUCUUCAUACAUUUUUGUGCAUGUGUGUGAAUUUCUUUCGGACGGAGUUGUAUGAGGUGGAUUAUUGGGUCAAAGGAUGUGCUUCCUGAUAGACCCAUCUUAGCCUUUCCAAAGGUCUUCAUAACUUUUUAUUUUCACCAAAUGUAUGGAAAGUGCUCAUUUCCCCACAUAGCCUUACCUACACUUAAUAAUUUUUUUUAUCUGAUGGGCAAAAGAAGAAAAAAUCAUUUUGUAUUUCCCUGAUUAAUGGUGAGGAUGAGGUUAUUUUCAUAGUUUAUUGGCCAUUUUUAUCAUGGACUGUUUGUUCAUAUUCUUUACCUAUUACAGCUUUUCUAUUGGGUUAUGUGUGGAUAUAUGUUGUUGGGUCUUUUGUUGUUGUUGUUCAGCAUCUCUUUCCCCAUCCUCUGGUAACAGAAUCCUUAUUUAUUGUGGGGAACCCAUUCCCUGUGGCUGAGAUGAGUACAUGACCAGGUCUGGCCUUCCUGAGUCCUUCAGCUUCUUAGCCACAGUGAUUAAAGAAUGGGCAUGUAACUCAAGCCAGGCUAAAGCGAGCUCUCAACAGAACUUCUGCUGGAACUCUUGGAAAGAAGGCUCUACAGGGAUCCCACGAACUAAGGACCGUAAGCCUGAAUUUACACCAUGUGGAGAGAGUCUGAGGAGAAAUUCAGAGGCUAGCAGAAAGGAAUGAGAACUAAGUUCCGAUGUCAUUUUUCUGGAGGCCCUAGAUCCAGCUGUGCCUAAAGCCUGCCCUACCUCCGAACUUUAAAGUUUUGUGAGCCAAUAAAGUCCCUUUCUUGUUUAAAAUAACUGAAUUGGGUUUCUGUCCUGAUUAAUAUAGGUUAUUUGUAUUUUCUUAUUGAUUUGUAGAAAAGCUUUGUAAUUCUAAAUUCUAGACUUAACACUUUAUGCAUUAUAUAGGUUAAUAAAAUUAGCAUGGCCUUCCAUGA
Messenger RNA from Acinonyx jubatus (cheetah), 6680 nucleotides. It is a transcript of the gene ZNF24, whose product is annotated as zinc finger protein 24. Gene Ontology annotation, molecular function: DNA-binding transcription factor activity, RNA polymerase II-specific; RNA polymerase II cis-regulatory region sequence-specific DNA binding. Gene Ontology annotation, biological process: regulation of transcription by RNA polymerase II. The transcript has 4 exons. The record is from RefSeq and is a predicted model, not a curated record. The coding region runs from base 413 to 1519 and encodes 368 amino acids. Lineage: Eukaryota; Metazoa; Chordata; Mammalia; Carnivora; Felidae.